AUGGGAGGAAAGAAGGACGAAACUGCGGAGGAGCGCUCGAAGCGCAAGGAGAAGGAGAAGAGAGAAGGUGCGUCGAAGAAAAAGGAUAAGAAGAGGGACGAGACUCCCGAGGAGCGAGCGGCGAGAAAAGCGGCGAAAUCAUCAUCCGAUGGGAAAUCAAAAGACGAGCGCAAAGAAAAGUCGGCGAAAGCGUCGAAGCAACAACAAAGUGGACAGGCUGCUUUGAAAGAGAAGAAGCAAAAGUCGAGAGGCCCGCCGGUGGGGAUGAUGAUGCAGGAGAAGGGUGGGAGCAAAAACGAUUACUUAGCCGGGAUGGACUUACCGUCCUCCUCGGACGACGAAGACGUGGAAGAAAAGGUGGAGAGAGAUUUAACCAAGAACGCGUUCGACGGACCUUCGGAUAAGGAAGCCGCGAAAGCGAGGAAGAAAGAGAUCGAGAUGGCGAGGAAAGAGGCGAUGGCGAAAGAAGAGGCGAUGCGAGACGACGACGACGCGUUUAACGUUCGAUUACCGGCUAUGGAUGACCAAGCGAUGGCGCAAAUGGCAAACUCGCGCGAUAUCAAGAUUGACAAUUUCUCGGUUUCCGUGAGAGGGAAGCCGUUGUUGACGGAUACGAACAUUACGAUCGCGCACGGGAGACGAUACGGGAUCGUUGGGCCGAACGGGACCGGGAAGACGACGUUGAUGAAGUUAUUAGCGAGGCGUAAGAUUCCGGUGCCGGAAUUUAUUGACAUUUUGUUGGUGGAGCAAGAAGUCGUCGGCGACGAGAGAACGGCGUUGGAAUCCGUGGUUGCCGCCGACGUGGAACUCAUGGAGUUGAGACAGAAGAAAAUGGAGUACGAGCAGUUGAUGGAGAAGAUGGCGCAAGCGGACGAGAGCAAAAAUGAAGCUUUAAUUAAGGAAAUGAACCAGUUGACGUUCAAAGACGAAGAGACCGGGACCGAGAUGGACGCGUCGCAAGCGUUGACGAAGACGUACGACCAGCUGAAACUGAAAGGCGACGAUACCGCGGAGGCGAGAGCGUCAAAGAUUCUGCACGGUUUAGGUUUUACUGUCGUCAAGAAAGGCGAAACGAAAGGCCCGGAUCGAUUUUCCAUGCACAAUUCGACCAAGAGCUUUUCCGGCGGUUGGAGAAUGCGGAUUUCCUUAGCUCGAGCUUUAUUCAUCGAACCGACGUGUUUGUUGUUGGACGAACCGACGAAUCACUUGGAUUUACGAGCGGUCAUUUGGUUAGAAGAGUACUUGAUGCGUUGGAAGAAAACUUUGAUUGUGGUUUCGCACGAUCGCGAUUUCUUAAACGGCGUCACGACGGAUAUCAUUCAUUUGCACGACCACCAACUCGAUCAAUACAAAGGAAACUUUGAAUCCUUCGAAGAGAUGUACGAGCAAAGACGCAGAGAGGCGAACAAAGAGUUUGAAAAGUACGAAAAAAGAAUCAAACAAGCCAAGCAACAAUCGAACAAGAAGAAGCAGGAAGAUAUCACGGCCCAGGCGAAGAAGGAUGCGAUGAAAAAGAACGAGAAGAAGAAGAACAAAGGGAUGAUGGACGACGCGGACGACGCUUUGAACACCGCGAGAGCGCCGACGAAAUGGAACGAUUACGACGUCGAGUUCAACUUCCCAGAGCCGACGGAAUUAAAUCCGCCGUUGAUUUCUUUGCAAGAUUGCUCGUUUCGGUACCCCGGUUUGGAAGGUUUCAGUUUGGAUAAUAUCGAUUUAGGCAUCGAUAUGGGAACGCGCGUCGCGAUUAUUGGGCCAAACGGCGCCGGGAAAUCAACCUUAAUGAAUUUGCUCGCCGGAGACUUAAACCCAACCGAAGGGGAUUCGAGACGGUCGCACGCUUUGCGCAUCGGUCGGUACUCGCAACAUUUCGUGGACGUUUUAGCCAUGGACGAAACGCCGGUGAGUUAUUUACAAAGAAAGUACAAAAGGGCAGACGGGGGCAGUUACAAAGACCACGACAUUCGCGCAAUCUUGGGGAAAUUUGGUUUGCCUGGACACAACCAUUUGCAACCGAUCGUGAAAUUGUCGGGUGGUCAAAAAGCUCGAGUCGUUUUCGCGUCGAUUUCGUUAUCGAACCCGCAUAUUUUGCUCAUGGACGAACCAACGAACCACUUGGACAUGCAAUCCAUCGACGCGUUGGCGGACGCGUUGACUGCGUUUGAAGGUGGCGUCGUUCUCAUCACCCACGACGCGCACAUUUGUUCCAAAGUGUUAGACGACGAGACGAGUGAAAUCUGGGUCGUCGAUGAUGGCGUGGUGACGAAAUUCAACGGCGACUUUGAAGACUAUAGAGACCAACUCGUGAAGGAAAUCGCCACGGAGCUCGACGCGCCGGUUGACAAAAACGAAGAUUGA
Molecule: messenger RNA, 2358 nt
Organism: Bathycoccus prasinos
Lineage: Eukaryota; Viridiplantae; Chlorophyta; Mamiellophyceae; Mamiellales; Bathycoccaceae
Product: ATP-binding cassette sub-family F member 1
Exons: 1
Coding region: 1-2358 (785 amino acids)
Molecular function (GO): ATP binding; ATP hydrolysis activity
Source: RefSeq, a predicted model, not a curated record